AUGUGGCAUGAGUCCUUUGAAAUAUUUGACUGUUUUCACCUGAAAAGUAUAAUUGAGAAAAGUAGCAAAAAGGAGGUAGUCCGCGAUAAAAAUGGUAUUCGAGGAUUGGAAUCUUGGCCACCAAGGGUGCCACAUGAAGCGCUGUCGAGUCGACUACGGCUCCAGUUAGGCCGCAACAAGGGCUGA
Molecule: messenger RNA, 186 nt
Organism: Haemonchus placei
Lineage: Eukaryota; Metazoa; Nematoda; Chromadorea; Rhabditida; Trichostrongylidae
Source: the annotation of a GenBank genome assembly